AGCAAUGUCACUACAUCUCCAAGAUACGCGGAUCGGAAGUCUGUUUCUUGCUGUUAGUCUUUUAGUAGUGGUACUAUGCUGUUGCAGUGCGGUAACAGUUCAGAAACCUGCACCCUUUUGCAUCCUCAUCAAUUCAGAACAGAGGAGUUCUCAGGUGAGCUUUCUCAUCCACUCACCGGACACUUCAGCAUCUCCUCUCUUUUACUGGAGCAAGUGGACUUCAGAGAAACGUCUCGAAGGUUGUUUGAGGAGCAGCGACGGGACACUGGUCACGCGUUAUCGGUCACUCUGCCGUCACGAGCGCGCGCGGGACGAUGAACCAAUGCACUUCAACCUACGCGCGCUGCUGGAGGAUGCCAAUCUGUGUGAUAUGAACAUGCAUAUCAAUUCCGCUUUGCACAAAGAAGACAUAUAUCAAGGCCAGCAGAUGGAUUCAAGAGCAAAAAGUCGCCAAAAACGCGCGUGGGUUUUCCCGGGAACACUUUGGUGUGGACGUGGCACCAGCGCCAAUGACUAUGAACAGCUGGGUAUGUUUGUGCAUGCAGAUCGAUGCUGUCGAGAUCAUGAUCACUGUGAACUCAUCAUCCGCUCGUUCUCUGUGGACUUCGGCGUGUUCAACCCCUCUCUGUUCACUCUCUCUCACUGUGACUGUGACCGCAGAUUUAAACGAUGCCUUCUCAAUGGUAAUGACACCAUCUCCAACAUGGUGGGCUACAGUUUCUUCGACGUCCUGAAGCUCCGCUGCUUUGAGCUGAUCCAAAGGAAGAAAUGCACACAGUACAACUGGUUUGGACUGUGCACAGUGGUCCAGACAGCACCUGUGGCAGUAUGGAAAGAUUCAACACCGUACAUUUCUACCGCUCUGACUCAUGAGAACAGCGGCACCCCUGGCCUUUCAUGCAAUGAAGUGCCAAUCAAACGCUCACACAGCGGCAAACAAAGAAUCUCUAAACCUAAACGAAUUCAACUGACAAAAGACCAUAAAACCUGCCCUCCAGUGUACUAUGCAACAGGGGAAACAUUUCAGCCAAGUCAAAAGUUGGUGAGCCAAAUUGAAAAAAGGAAGAAACUACAAACAAAUGGAAAUCGAAAAGAAAGAAAGAAGUCACUCGUUUCCCAAAGGAAGGCAUCCAAAGUAAAGAAAAUGGUAACUCAGAAGUUCAAAAUGGAAACUACUCUUCAAAGCACCCAGAGAACCCCAAAAGCAAGUGUCACUCACUCCCCCUCAACCUUAUCUAAAACUAAAUUACUCUCAGUGCAAAAGGCCACUCAGUCCAAACAAUUGACCAUAGCUAAAUCAGGUGCAAGGACACUUAAAAAUACGCGAACAAUAGGUAAAAAGAAAAAGCUCCACAAGGAAAAACGAAUUCAAACCCCGAAAGCAUGAUGAGUUAAGAGACAAUUCCUUAAUGCAUGUACAGAAAGUGUGCAUUAAAUGUGCAUUAAGUGUCAGAAGGUCACAAUAAUCAACCGAAAUCAUUGCUCUUUUAUACACAGUCUGUAAUGACUUUUACAAGCA
Molecule: messenger RNA, 1519 nt
Organism: Carassius auratus (goldfish)
Lineage: Eukaryota; Metazoa; Chordata; Actinopteri; Cypriniformes; Cyprinidae
Product: group 3 secretory phospholipase A2-like
Exons: 4
Coding region: 5-1387 (460 amino acids)
Biological process (GO): phospholipid metabolic process; arachidonate secretion
Molecular function (GO): A2-type glycerophospholipase activity
Source: RefSeq, a predicted model, not a curated record